AUGGCUUGCCUCUUACGCACCUGGUGGCUGUUAGCAGUCGGUCUCCUCCACUGCCCAUGGCUGUCACAAGCAGUGCUUCUGGCAAAAGGCGAGAUCGUGGCAGCCCAUUUUUCCGUCAAGCCGGACCAUGUGAUAUUUGACCCCUUCAGUCCGACCCCGGAGGUUACGCUACCGUGUAACGCAACAGGAGAACAGCCAGUCACUUACAGUUGGAGAAAGGAUCGCCAACUAUUAGAUCUGAAUUCUCGACAACCACCAUACGUGAUGGACGCCGGCGCAUUGAUCAUCCAGAAUCCUGAGAAGAGCAAAGAUGAAGGCUUUUAUCAGUGUGUGGCAAGGAACGACUACGGCAUGGUCAUCAGCAAGCCUGCUAAUCUCACUUUUGCUUAUUCAGACCCGUUUGCUCCAUCUCCCCGCCCGCCUGUAUCCGGAAGUGAGGGCGAAGGUGCGGUGCUGCGGUGCCAGAAGCCAGACGCAUAUCCAGGUACUUCACUACAUUGA
Messenger RNA from Branchiostoma floridae (Florida lancelet), 501 nucleotides. RefSeq names its product contactin-1-like. The transcript is spliced from 4 exons. Gene Ontology annotation, molecular function: cell-cell adhesion mediator activity. The coding region runs from base 1 to 501 and encodes 166 amino acids. Gene Ontology annotation, cellular component: plasma membrane; axon. The record is from RefSeq and is a predicted model, not a curated record. NCBI's taxonomy places the organism in Eukaryota, Metazoa, Chordata, Leptocardii, Amphioxiformes, Branchiostomatidae. Gene Ontology annotation, biological process: axon guidance; homophilic cell-cell adhesion; dendrite self-avoidance.